GGUUUUCUACUCACCGCCGGUUCCAUUCAAAGAAUAAAUAAAGAUAUCAUUUCCUUUUUACUCGUUGAUUCAAUUCUUUAACAACCAGCUACCAUUUCUUUCUUCCCACAUAAAAAAGUCCAUGAAAAUGACCAAUUGUGAAUGCUUGGAGAUGUAGAAAAAACCCCAGCUAAUAUGCAAUCCAAGCCACAAAAGUCUCUUUCUUUACUUGCAAGGGCCAUUUGUCUCUGACACAAAUACAGAUCCCUUCCUAAAAGAAAACAAAGGGAGAAGCUGUUGAAGUUCAUAACAAGCAAUAACUGACACAACCCUAGAACUGAGGGGGAGUUGGAAUCUGAAACAGAAUCAAACAAGCUACCAGACAUAAUUCUGUCAAGCUUCUUUCGAUGAAUACUAUAAUGUGAAUGACCAACUGGGUCUUCCUUGUUUUCUGGAAAAAUCUAAGCAGGUGUCAGAGGUGAUCAGAACUGAAAGGGUGAUUGUUUUGUUUUUGUUCGGCCACUUGUGUUCGAGUGACAUGGAUGAUUUACCAAAAGUUUUGUAUGGGUGGAGCUGGGAAGAAAACAAGCUGUUUGAGAUGGCUUUGGCUGUGGUUGAUGAAGAAGACCCAGAUAGAUGGAAGGUGGUUGCAGCCAUGGUUGGAGGGAGGAAGAGUGAAGAGGAUGUGCAAAAACAUUAUGUGAUCCUUUUACAGGAUUUGCAGGGUAUAGAGUCUGGUAAAUUGGAUCACACACUUGUUGGAGAAGCCCAGCCUUGUGUUCAAGUUGACUGCUCUCAAUCUGUAUGUUGGACAGAUGAAGAUCACAAGUUGCUGAUACGACUGGACAUAGAUUGAUUGGUAGGGUUGGCAAACAAUUCAUCAGAGCAGAACUAUUCCUGUUGAGCUACUGCUCAGGAAGAUUGCAAGUCAGGAACAUAAUUGAUGGUGGUAGGAGUAUCAAUUCUUAAGCUUUGUUCGUAGUUUGUAAGGUACAAUAAAUAUCUGUCCUUUGUAAAUCAGAAGGUGCCAAUGAAAUGUGGAUCAGAAGUGUUAAUCUUCCGAUCUUUGCCUUCCA
This is a messenger RNA of Populus nigra (black poplar), 1055 nucleotides long. RefSeq names its product protein RADIALIS-like 4. Lineage: Eukaryota; Viridiplantae; Streptophyta; Magnoliopsida; Malpighiales; Salicaceae. Bases 518 to 835 code for a protein of 105 amino acids. The transcript has 3 exons. The record is from RefSeq and is a predicted model, not a curated record. Gene Ontology annotation, molecular function: DNA-binding transcription factor activity.